UAACGAGCUGCUUGUUCGGGACAAGAACUAACGGAACCCACGAGUGGGAAGGGAAGGUCUUGCUUCGUGGAAACAGACGGACAUGAUUGUCGUUUUAAUGGGAGUGUGCGGCAGCGGGAAGACCACCAUUGGCUUAUAUCUUGCAAAUAAGCUUGGAUGGACAUUUCAUGAUGCUGACGACUAUCAUCCCCAAGACAACAAACUGAAAAUGGCUAACGGAGUACCAUUAAAUGAUCAGGAUAGAAUCCCUUGGCUCCUUGUUUUACAGAACAUAAUGGUUAGGGAAAUGCAUUCUGGGAAUCAUGCUGUGUUAGCCUGUUCAGCUUUGAAGAAAGCCUACCGGCGCAUAUUACUCCAAGGGUCAGUGGCUCUGCAUGGAACCUCAGUGGAGGAAGCCAGCACACCAAAAGACAUCCUGUUUGUUUAUCUUCAUGCAUCAGAUGAGCUCAUUUCUCUGCGACUUGCCAAACGAAAGGGACACUUUAUGGCUGAAAGUUUAGUGCCGUCCCAGUUUGCUGUGCUGGAACCGCCCACAUCCCCAGAGCACUUCAUCACCGUGGACACGGAGAAGAGCAUAGCAGACAUUGUGGCUGAGAUUGAAAAAGCACUGCCUGCCGAUUUGUAACCAUGGAAACUGUCUGCUCAUCCAUCCGACAUCACAACACAGUUCUGUGGGGCCUUUCCUGAAAUGGAGGGACAUGAGACCUGAGGCCCUUCUAGUUCUUGAGCAGCUAAACUGAAGUCAUGGUUGUCGAGUACAGGAAAAGGUCACCAAGUGUUUAUAUUAAAUAAGAGUGGGGUGUAAGUUCUUCAAGCUCUCCAUUACCAUUUCCUUUUGAAGUUAAACAAAAGGUGCAGUUAACACAGCCUCAGGACUAAACAGCUUUUCUAUUCAGUAUAUUGCAAACAGGCUACUUAGGAAAUUAUGACAUGAAAACCAUGUUCUACUGUUUAUAUAUUACCUUGAAAAAACACUUCUUCUUUUAGACAAGUAAUUCAAAACAUUACAUUCUCAAACCCAUUUUGUCUAAUUGAGCAUCACAGGGGACCACAGCCUAUCCCGGCAGCCCUAGACAGGAUGCCAGUCCACUAUUAGGUGGAGUGAUGGCUCUGAGGCUAGGGAUCUGCACUGGCAAUCGGAAGGUUGCCGGUUCGAAUCCCGUAAAUGCCAAAAGGGGACUCUGCUCUGUUGGGUCCUUGAGCAAGGCCCUUAACCUGCAAUCGCGAAGCGCUCUGAGUAGUGAGAAAAGCGCAAUAUAAAGAAUUAUUAGGGCACACUUACACAACCUUGGCCAUUUCAGGAUCAUUAGUUAACCAUACCUGCAUGGCUUUGGGGAUAUGGGAGGAGAACAAAAGCAGACACUGAAUAAAAUGCACACUCCUCAAGAACACUGAUGGGAUGGUAAAUUCAAAUUCAAGAUGCUGGAUCUGUGGGACCCCCCCUCCCCCAACAAAACACAGAGAUGUCCUCCAGUGCGGCUCAAUUUAAUUUAUUUUCAAUAAUGUCUGAUAACAUUAUAUUGUCAUUUGCUUCCUGAUCAUUUAUUGUAUUAACUAUAUCAGUGCUGACUGGAAUGAAGGAAAAUUGGUUUGAAAUUUCACAUUAUUUAAAUGAACCCAACUGAAAUAUUGACAUAAUAAAACAGCAUGCCAAGAUAAAGUUUGCAAAAGCCGUGAAGUUGUAUUGGUUUGAUGAAAAAUCCUCCUUCCACUUAGACCUGACACUUUGCAAUUCUACCUAGAUGCCUAAUUUUUCUGGUGCAAGUCUCUAACCCGCUGUGCUGUGAAUGUGUACAGUGGUUGUUAUAAUGCCACUCACAUUGCUAAGCACUGGGAAGACCACCAAAUGCAGAACACUUAGUAUAUACAUGGCAGAGUUUGUGUUCUUACUGAAUUGGUAACUAGGCAGGAAAGUGAGUGGAUGGUACAAAAAAAAAUAAAUAAAUUGUCGCCUCUUAUUUCACAUGUACUUAUUCAAAUGCCUUAUUUAACUUGCUCCAUCCUCAACUACCUUUGCCAUGUCUGAACUACCUUAAAAGCAAUGGCUAAAAACAUAAUAUUUAGCAUGUGCAAAAAAAUGAUUUGAAAAAGAUUUAACAGGCUUGAAAUUUAGGAAUGGUCAGCAAGGCAUACUCAGGCACAUACCAGGGCCACCGAGAGUCACCAGUUAAUCCAAAACUAGACAUCGUUGUGAUAUGGGAGAAAAAAAAAACUCUGGACCAGGAUUUGAGCUGUGAGGCAACAACACGAGCCGCUACAACACUGUGACGCCUCCUCUACAAAAAUAUUACAUGAAAAUAAAUAAUACACAUCAAAAUAAUCAAAUUAGCCUUUGUAUUGACAAAAAACAUUUAAAAAUUCCAAUGUAAUAUUUCCUUACAGUUAGGGUUGGGGUAGAUUUUCAAAGAGGAUAAUCCAUUACACACUACUAAUUAAUUCUCUCCAACUUUAAUGGGAUUACUUUGCUCCUUACCUUCUGGAAAGUCAUGCAGUGCUGCAAAAUUCAACGUCCAAGUCAAAACAGUCACAUAUGCAGUGCAAAUCAGGCAGGGGGUGUGGAUCAGGUAGUCACACUUGAGUCCUCAAAUGUUCUCUGAAAUGGAAUGCCUGCUCAUUUAUGACAUUUAGAUAUUUUUGUUUAGAAACAUGUGAUGCAAAUAACAGAAUUCUACUUAAGUUAGUAACUAUAUUGUGAUUACAAGAUUUAAACCGUAAUAAAUUGCAUUGCUUCAUUAGUGGGAAAUGUAAAUUAGAACACAGUAAAUGGUUGCAUAGUUCUGCGUUACCCCAACUCUGCUUCCAAUAAUUCAUUUUCAAAACUUUACUCAAUUAAAUUAUUUAUCCAUGGAUUUACCUAACUUCUGUAGAAGUCAAAGCCCACCUCAGCAGGGCUGGGUGCCACUUUAUUAAAGGGCAUCCACACCCAGACACUUCUGAUAUGGGGUGGGGGCUCAACCAUUAGCCUAACAUGCACAUAUUAAGGAUGUGAUAGGAAACCUGGAGUAGCACAAAUCAAACACUGAACAGAGAAUGUGCAAACGCCAAUGACAAUCACCUGAACAGAAUAGUCAUUCUGUGUGUGUCAUCCUCAUCUUGAUCAAUCGAGCCAAACAUACAAACAUAAUCCAUUACAACUUAUGGAGGUUUUCAAAAAGCUUCUAAAUACAUACCAAAAAUUAAGCUAGUGAUCAAACUAAAAAGUGUAAAUUCUACGUGCAGUGGGUAGAUGAAUGCAAAAUUGGCUUAAACACCAGGAAUAAGCGGGUAUAGUGAGAGGAACAGGUUCAGAAUUUGGUAAUGUAAAAAGCAGUGCUCCUCAGUGUUGGAGUUUUAUAUAUAUGACACAAAUAUAGAAGUGAGGUAUGGUUUGUGUAUUUGUAGCUACAACUCCCAAAGGCAGAAAAUGAGUCACGGCUAUUUUUUUUAUUCCUAAGCUUUCGACAACCUACUAGGUAUCACCAUCACAGGAAU
Messenger RNA from Erpetoichthys calabaricus (reedfish), 3471 nucleotides. RefSeq names its product probable gluconokinase. The record is from RefSeq and is a predicted model, not a curated record. Bases 83 to 625 code for a protein of 180 amino acids. The transcript has 5 exons. Gene Ontology annotation, molecular function: gluconokinase activity. Gene Ontology annotation, cellular component: cytoplasm. Lineage: Eukaryota; Metazoa; Chordata; Cladistia; Polypteriformes; Polypteridae.